This is a messenger RNA of Dermacentor silvarum, 1720 nucleotides long. It is a transcript of the gene Atac1, whose product is annotated as ZZ-type zinc finger-containing protein 3. NCBI's taxonomy places the organism in Eukaryota, Metazoa, Arthropoda, Arachnida, Ixodida, Ixodidae. The record is from RefSeq and is a predicted model, not a curated record. Gene Ontology annotation, molecular function: zinc ion binding. The coding region runs from base 219 to 1652 and encodes 477 amino acids. The transcript has 2 exons.
CGCUUAUGGCUGAGUUUCGUUUUUCGCAGUUUUUCCAAGCGUGUUGACGCGAGGUCGUGAUUGAGGCUGAAAUGUAUGCUGUGCAGCAGUGUUCUUCUCAAAAGACCUGCUUAAUUUAGUUGCAGACGUUUAGGAGUUGAAAUGUUGUCCCCAUACGCUACUGUCUCACUUAAAAGGUGCUACUGUUCGUCAUUGAUGAGGUAGCUUGUGACGGUGCGAUGGAAGCCGGCUCUGAAAAGCAGCCGCUGCCGUCGACUUCCACUGCUAACUUUGAGUGCAACCAAGCGCACGACCCUAACUACGAUGAUUCUUCGUCGCAAACAGCUUCCGAAGCGAUGGAAUGGUUGUCGCCGACAGACGCCAGAAGCCAAGAGCAAGGCAGCGAGGACCCCGACGACAUCGGAGAGUUCUUUUUUGAAUCGGACCACCUGGCGCUGCGCGGCAAUUCGGACUAUCGCAACAUGCUGAAGACGCUCGCCGUGCUCGAAGCGCAGCGGGUGCAGGUCAUACAAGACAUUGAAAAGCUCAUUGAAGUCCGCGAAGAUGCUCUGGCGGACCCAGUCAGAUUCGUCGAGAGACUCCAGAAGAAGGAAGACCUUGGCAUUCCUCUUCCGCAACUGGUUGCCCCGUUGCCAAACAUUGACUGGAGCCAGUACAGUCUCAUGGGCAUCCAGCAAGGAAUUGAGGGAAAGCGUCAGCUGACGAGGCACGCAGCCAAGGUCGAGCCCAGACAUGCGGCAACAUCUCGGGCUCAAAGCCAAGGGUCAGGCAGCAAUGCCAGCAGCAACGUUCUGAUCAGAGGACGUGUCUUCAACGAGAACAAGCCUGCGACGUUCAACCAGCUGUGGACGGCAGAGGAACAGAAGCGACUCGAAGAUCUGCUCAUCAAGUAUCCGCCGGAGGAAGUGGAAAGCAGGCGGUGGGAAAAGAUUGCAAACGCUCUAGGAAAUCGGACUCCGACCCAGGUUGCUAGCCGCGUACAGAAGUACUUCAUCAAGCUGGCCAAGGCUGGCCUGCCUGUACCUGGCAGGAUACCAAAUGUCGCAGCACCACGCAGGAUAGGCUCUGGGCACUACCGGAGGGGCUACCACAAUCAUGGCCCUCAGAGGUCAUCAGUCUACAUGUACUCCCACUCAACAUUCUUUGCCUCUCACAGACCACCAGUCUUCAUGUCAGAAGCGGACGACGACUCUGGCUCUUCGUCUUGGGGGUACCUGGAGAUGCCGAACGGAAGCCAGGAUAAGUCUGAAGCGGCACGUGCGAAGGACGACGACGACGACGUGCAGGUUGAUGCCGCCGUAAAGGAGUCCCCGGAGUACCAGGAACUCAUGGCUCUCAGGAAGGUCCGCGAGGAACGGAUGAAACGGGCUGGACUUGCGCAGCAUGUGGGAUUCCGCUGCGACCGGUGCGAGUGCGAUCCCAUUGUGGGCACCAGGUGGCACUGCACCGACUGCCCCGCAGACGCCUCCACAGACUUUUGCAGCGACUGUGUCGACUGCAUGCACGAGACGGCGACUCACAAGGAGGACCACCACUUGGAGGCCGUUCACGUCGCACAAGACAGCUCAACAUUCCAUGACAGGGACUAUAUGAGCUUUACGGGUGCCGAUUACAACUACCUUGACCCCAAUUACUUGCCUGGCUCCAGCUGACCACUGAAGACUGUGAUUGCAGACUGCGGUGUGGCGCUACAGUGUGCAUUAAACUAUAGCAUGUGUGA